Benincasa hispida (wax gourd) is the source of this 1505-nucleotide messenger RNA. The record is from RefSeq and is a predicted model, not a curated record. NCBI's taxonomy places the organism in Eukaryota, Viridiplantae, Streptophyta, Magnoliopsida, Cucurbitales, Cucurbitaceae.
UUCGCAAUUCCAUUACCCCAAAUUAUUCUCAAUCCAACUUCCCUCUUUCUCUGUUCUACCCUGAUUCAAACGGAAGCUUCAUCCCCUCUCUCUAUAGUUUCCAUCUUUCCUUCCAUAGUAUCUCUUCCUUCUUGUUUGAUUCCAGUCGCUGCAGCUUCCUCCCCCUUUGUCAAUUACUUUUGGUUUGAGUUGCGAAAUUGCAAUUGGGGAAUGUGUGGAGGACAAUGAACUACGAGCCCAUCCAAGUUCAUGCAGCGGUGACGACUUUUCAAUUUAAGUUAUUGAUGCUAACAACUUGAAUUGGCAAAGCGGUGAAUUGCUUAUGUUCUUCUGUUUGCAGCGUCAUCAGCAUGAGAUGAUGGUGUUGAGAUUACCAGGCUGGAAAAGAAAAUGACCAAUGAGUUUGAUAUCAAAGAUCUAGGGAAUCUAAAGUAUUUCCUUGGAAUGGAGAUGGCAAGAUCAAGGAAAGGGAUCUCUGUCUCACAACGGAAAUACACUCUUGACUUGUUAAAAGAAAUAGGUAUGACUGGAUGUAGAUCUGCUGACACUCCUAUUGAAUUCAAUGUGAAUCUAGGAGAUUCUGUUGACAAAGUUCCUGUUGAUAAAGAGAGGUAUCAACGUCUAUUGGGAAAACUGAUUUACUUAUCUCAUACUAGACAAAUAUUUCCUAUGCUGUCAGUGUUGUUAGUAAGUUUAUGUAGGUACCCUACGAAGAACAUAUGGAAGCUGUGAAUCAAAUUCUGAGAUAUUUGAAAAGCUCACUAGAUGAGAAUCAAAUUUCAAGAGGAGUGAAUAAAGAGAUGGUCCCCAGAUUUCUAAUUCAGCGUCUAACACCAUACUUCGCAGCACGUAUUCGAGAGAACCAAAGGCUUCUUAGCUCUUCUGUUUUAGCUCAUCAAGAAACCUCUUCUUCGUUGAUAACUCCAUCUGUGGGCAUUGAUACCAUCCACAUGACAGAUAAUUGCAUUCGGAGAAUGAAGGAAUUGCAAGAACCUAUGGAAGAAAAGAUGCUUCGUUUGAGUGUAGAAACUGGGGGAUGUUCUGGAUUUCAAUAUGUUUUCAAUUUGGAUGAGAAAACCAAUCCAGAUGACAGGGUGUGUGAGAAGCAAGGAGUUAAAUUGGUAGUUGAUAAUAUCUCAUAUGAUUUUGUAAAAGGAGCAACAAUUGAUUAUGUUGAAGAGCUGAUUCGUUCGGCUUUCGUUGUGACCACAAAUCCAAGUGCUGUUGGUGGCUGUAGUUGUAAAAGUUCUUUCAUGGUGAAACAAUAAUCACCACAAAGCUCUCUAUUUGCAUCCUUUCAGGAAGGCAUAGGAGCAAUAAUCAAAACUCUUGACUUGAAGAUAUGAUGAUUUUGUUUAUUAUUUGGUUGGUUAAUUUGAUGAGGCUUUUUAUCUAUGCCUAUUUUCAUGUAUCAUCAUUUUGUUUUCAUGUGCCGCUACUAUAUUAUUUGGGAUCUUCAUUCUUUAUUGCACUGAAUCAUGAUAGAGUUUAUUCUUGAAGCCAAA